AUGAAACGUCGACAAAAUACUGAGAUAAUUAAACAAAGUAUUAAUAAUAAGAAAAAAUUAUUAAUAACUACAUUUGAAGAUUUAUCAAAUGAAUUAAUUUAUGAAAUUUUUGAUUAUUUUGAUUAUUUUUUUAUUUAUGAAAUUUUCAGUAAAUUUAAUUUACGUUUUCAAUCAUUAUCUAUUAAUUCAUCUUUAGUAUUAAAAAUAAAUUUAUCAUUAACAUCAAAAUCGAUUUUUCAAAAUUAUUAUAAAUCUAUAAUUAAUCCAAAUAUCAAACGAAUUAUUUCAUUGAAUAUAACGAAAUAUUUUCUUGAUUAUUUUUCAAUAAAUUUAUUUUCAUCUCUUCAAUGUUUAAUUAUUUAUCAAAUACAAUCUGAUAAAAUUUGUCAACUUAUUAAUCAUUUGAAUUGUUUACCAAAUUUUUCUUCCGUUUCACUUUAUUCAUCAGAUUAUUUUGAAAAUGAAAAUUCAAUUUAUCUUUCAAUAUUUCGUUUAUCAAAAUUAAAAUUUUGUAAAUUAACAUUUCCAUCAGGUGGACAACGUAUUCCAUUACCAUUGGCUACUGAUCAAUGUCAAACACUUGAACGUUUGAUUCUUAAUGGUCAUGUUCGUCUUGAUCAACUUAUUUCUAUACUUUCUUAUGCACCUAAACUUUAUCAUCUAUCAUGUGAAUAUCUUUAUGGUUCAGAAUGUACAGAAACAGAUAUAAUAAGAAUACCAGUAAAUUUAAGAAGUAUUUGUUUAAAUUUAUAUCGUGUAUCAUUUAAUGAAUUAAAAUUAUUUUUAUCGAAAAUAAGUUUUCAAUUGAAGAAAUUACGAAUAAAAAAGUUUAAUGAUGAAAACUUUUUAAAUGCUGAACAAUGGGAAGAAUUAAUUAUUAAUUCUAUGCCUUGUUUAUGUGUUUUUGAUUUACAAUAUACUGGUUUAAUUGAUGAUAAUUUACGACAAAAUUUCAUUGAACGAUUUUGUUCGAAAUUUUGGAUUGAACGAAACUGGUUGUUUGAUUAUUAUUAUUAUAAAGAUGAGAAUUCUUAUUAUUUAAAUUUCUUUUCAAUUGUUCCAUACAGGUAUAAUCAUUUUAUAUUAUACGAACAAAUUAAUAAUGACAUAUGCAAAUCAUAUCAAACUAAUAGUAUUAAUUUUGCUCGUCAUUUGACUAUUGAAGGUCAUUUAAAAACAGAUAAAUAUUCAAUACGAUUUCCACGAGUUACCAAACUUACGCUUAAAAAUAAUUAUAUCGAAGAAAAUUCAUCGUUUUUUAAUGAUAUAAAUUCAAUUAUUCCUUUAAUACAAAUUACUGAUUUAGAUAUUAAAGAAAAUCAUUUUUCGCUUGUUGAAUUAACUAAAAUUUUGUCACUUUUACCAAAUCUUCAAUCAUUAACAUUACCAAAUAUAUUACCAUUUCAAUCUAAACGCAUUGAAACUACUAAAUUAAUAUCUCGAUAUAAUAGAAUAACAAAAGUAAUUAUAGAUGAUGAUGAAUGUGAACUGAAACAUGUUCAUUAUUUAAUUCAUUUAUUUCCUCGUUUACAAUAUCUUGAAAUAGGUAUAGAUGAAAAUAAUCUUGAAGAAAUUUUACGAUAUUUAUUAUCAAAAGCAAAAUCUCUUUUUUCAUUAUUUCUUUUAAAUAUAAAUUAUAAAGUUAUUGAAAAUAUACAAAAAUUAAUUAAAAAUGAAAAUUUAAUUCAUAAUUAUACAAUUGAACAUAUUCAUGGUGGAUUAUAUUUAUGGUGGUAA
Messenger RNA from Rotaria sp. Silwood2, 1737 nucleotides. The record is from the annotation of a GenBank genome assembly. NCBI's taxonomy places the organism in Eukaryota, Metazoa, Rotifera, Eurotatoria, Philodinida, Philodinidae.